Trichomonas vaginalis G3 is the source of this 564-nucleotide messenger RNA. RefSeq lists its product as uncharacterized. Bases 1 to 564 code for a protein of 187 amino acids. Lineage: Eukaryota; Parabasalia; Trichomonadida; Trichomonadidae. The record is from RefSeq and is a predicted model, not a curated record. The transcript has a single exon.
AUGCACAAGACAACGUCUCCUCAGAUAGGAGAUGCUCCUUGUCAUCGCGAUAGACGUGAAAGGUAUCUUAGAAAAUAUAAGAAUUGGGGACCGAAACCAGUUGAAAGGUCCUUGGUAAAAACAGGAAUUCAAGAAUUAGAGCCAUAUGUAGAAAAACCUCGCAAAAGCGCACCGCAUUACUUAUCUGAAAAUCAUCCAGUUACUAGAUCUGUAAAAAUAGAACCAGAAAAUACAAGUAAUUUAACAAUUAUUAGAUUGGGUGAACCGAAUGUAGUCAUGAUAGAUAGACAGUGUAGAACUCCAACAAUCCCAUCAAGAUUAAAGAUAAAAACUUCAAUGACACCUAAAUCACAUACCUCAACUCGUGAAUACGAUCAUUCUAAAUCUUUAUCAUGGAAAUAUUAUGGAGAAGUCGAUAACCAAAUGGGUUGCUUAACUGAACACAUAAGAGUUCGACAAACUCCAAGAUUAUACGCUCAUACUGCUUUGUUUUCUUCUCGAAAUCCUAGUUCGUUGUUAACAACCCCAACAAAUAGCUCUUCCCGUUUCCAAACUACAUAUUAA